CACACACAGCCCCAUGUCAGCACAGCCUGUGCGCUCCGCAUGCGCUCUGCCCGCACUGCAGAUUGAAGGCAGCAGAUCCCAGCCCGGGGCAGAGCGAUCUCCGCGGACCGCCGUCCAUGGCCCCGCAGUUGCCCUUUGAUGUUUCCCAAAGCUGAGCUCAACAGGAAAAUAUGCCUUUGGUAAAAAGAAAUAUAGAACCCCGGCAUUUAUGCCGAGGAAUAGUGCCAGAUGCAGUCACCAGUGAGCUGGAAUGCGUCACCAAUAGUACGCUUGCUGCCAUAAUAAAACAGCUGGGUAGUCUAAGUCGACAUGCAGAGGACAUCUUUGGGGAGCUUUUUAAUGAAGCAAACAGUUUCUAUAUGAGGAUGAAUUCCCUGCAGGAGAGAGUGGACUUACUUGUCAUCAAAGUAACUCAGUUGGACUCCACUGUGGAGGAAGUUUCAUUGCAGGACAUUAAUAUGAGGAAAGCUUUUAAAAGCUCCACAGUGCAGAAUCAACAAGUGGUGUCUCGGAAUUCCAUACCAAAUCCAGUUAUGGAGAUGUACCAACGAUGUGACAAGCCUCCACCUCUUAAUAUUCUCACCCCUUACAGAGAUGACAAGAAAGAUGGCCUCCGAUUCUACACUGAUCCUUCAUACUUCUUCAAUUUGUGGAAGGAGAAGAUGUUACAAGCUACUGAGGACAAACGGAAGGAAAAGAGACGACAGAAGGAACAGAGGCAGGUGGAAGAUCCAACCCGAGAGGUGAAGAAGGUUCGAAAAGCCCGGAACCGAAGGCUAGAAUGGAACAUGAUGGCAUAUGAUAAGGAGUUCAGGCCAGAUAACAGGUUCUCACCAUCUCCAUAUCAUGUGACUUCAUCCGAGGGAUCACUUUCCCCUGAUAAUAGGUCAUAUGCUUCAGAACUCGAUCACUCAUAUCCUGCAAGCCCAAAUCACCCUACUCAACAGAUCCUGGCUGCUGUCCCUCACCUGACCCCAGAAAACAAGGAAAUUAUCCUGAUGGCCAGUCAAGCACAAGAGCAUGGCUACCGUUCCUCUGCUCCGGGUAGUCGACAGAACAGUCUAAACAGAGCCCAGCAAGCUCAUGCCCCACAGCCCCCAGAAGCCAUUCUUAAUGGCCCUCGUCCUCAAGUCCUGAAAGAUUAUAGUGGUCAACAGGUGCCAAUGACAGAAUAUUUUGUUCCUCCUGCUCCCCCACCGCCACCUCCUGUUAUCCCAUCUGCACAAACAGCAUUUGACAGUCCAAUUUCUGCCCCUGCUUCUGUAGCUCCUAAUGUAACUGCUUCUUAUACUCCUACCCCUCCUCCAGCCCCACCCUGUCCAUAUUCGGGUUCUCCUCCCCAAACUAUAUCCAUGGGACCACCAGUUGCUCCCCCGCCACCUCCACCAGGCCCUCCAACUUUCACAGCUUCUCCUGCUCACACUGCUUCACCUUCCACUGUCACUGUGGAGCCAAGAAAACCUCAGAUCCCACUCAUGCCUAUAAGUGACGCGAGGAGUGACCUUCUGGCUGCGAUUCGCAGAGGUAUUCAGCUUCGGAAAGUUCAAGAACAGAGAGAACAGGAAGCAAAAAAAGAGCCUGUGGCCAAUGAUGUGGCCACCAUCUUAUCUCGCAGAAUUGCAGUCGAAUACAGUGAGUCGGAUGAUGACUCAGAACUGGAUGAGAAUGAAUGGUCUGAUUAAGGAUUUGGAUUUCCUGUUUACUGAAUUGUUUAAACCCACAUUGUCAAUGUCAAUUCUCAGUAGGUCUCUGCAAAUAACAUGGUGUAACCCUCAGCCACCAGUAUCACUUAGCUCUGCCUGCUUAUGUCUAUGGAUACCUACACAGUUCAAACUCUGCACUAAUAAGCCAAAACUUCUGUCUUUGAAUAUGGUCAAGUAAUGUGGUCUUUUUAUUUGUGAGCCAUAGUAAUGAUUUAUGAUAUGAACAAAGAUACAAAUUUGCACUCAAGGUUACAAAAUCGACACAUUCGACUGAUUCUUUUUUACUCUUGACAUGUAUGACAAUGCAGGACUGGACACUCCAGCACAUUAACCUUUGCACAAGCCACGGGUCUUUUACACAUAAUAUUCCCUAGGAUUGCUGAUUGUCUGGAAUAUUAGGAACAAAUAAAUCCCGGAACUCAUUUUCCCACAUUUCCAGUUCAUAUUCUAGGAUUAUAUGAUUAAAAGAAUGAAUGGAAAAAUGUUUUUUUAGUGCCUAAAUGUGAAUUUGGCUCCAAACAACAGAAACCCCAGAAUAAUGGGCAAAUAAGCAGUGUACACAGCCAGCCAGAACUAAUGUAUACUACACUAAACCAAAUAUCUAGCCAGUAUGAUCUCACAUCACUGCAGGGUUAUCUUCUUUUUAAAGUGUGACAGGGAAGAGUCAUUUCUGUUUAAAGGGAAACUAUUGUGGUUUUGUGUCAAUUCUUUUAAGCUGCUGUUUUGUUUUUGUUCUUCAGCAUCUAUAUUAAAUCAUUAUUAUUAAAUCAUUAUUUGCAAAUAGACAAAGCUGUGCAGCAAAUGUGGCAUUUAAAUAGUUGAGACAAACCAUUUAACUCUGACAGGGGUGCUUACUAAGUCAGCUUUUAUUCACUUAUGUAAGGCUGCUUUCCCACCGAGGCGCUUGGUGCGCUGGCGGUAAAGCGGCCCUAUUUUUACCAUCAUGUUUGCCCUGAUUUUCAGGCUCUAGCGGGGAGAUUUUAACCCCCGCUAGUGGCAGAAAAAGGGUUAAACCCGCCCGCAAAAACGCUGCAUUGAUUUCAAUGGACAGGGGCGCUAUAGGAGCGGUAUUUUUACCGUGCCUCAAAUAUGCGGCUGGCAGGACUUUUUUUAGCGUCCCGCUAGCGCAACGGAGGGCUUUCACACUGGAUAGAAAGGAGCAGAUCUUUAAUGGCGCUUUGCACCCGCAAUUUUUAGUGCAAUAGCGCCUGCAAAGCGCCUCAGUGUGAAAGCAGCCUUAAUCCUUUAUUCCAAAAGG
This is a messenger RNA of Rana temporaria (common frog), 2961 nucleotides long. Its product is annotated as wiskott-Aldrich syndrome protein family member 3-like. Gene Ontology annotation, biological process: actin cytoskeleton organization; positive regulation of Arp2/3 complex-mediated actin nucleation. Gene Ontology annotation, molecular function: Arp2/3 complex binding; actin binding; protein kinase A regulatory subunit binding. Lineage: Eukaryota; Metazoa; Chordata; Amphibia; Anura; Ranidae. The transcript has 9 exons. Gene Ontology annotation, cellular component: SCAR complex; cytoskeleton. The record is from RefSeq and is a predicted model, not a curated record. Bases 171 to 1682 code for a protein of 503 amino acids.